This is a messenger RNA of Mytilus californianus (California mussel), 3911 nucleotides long. RefSeq names its product neuronal acetylcholine receptor subunit alpha-9-like. Gene Ontology annotation, cellular component: membrane; synapse; neuron projection. Gene Ontology annotation, biological process: monoatomic ion transmembrane transport; nervous system process; chemical synaptic transmission. Lineage: Eukaryota; Metazoa; Mollusca; Bivalvia; Mytilida; Mytilidae. The coding region runs from base 212 to 1678 and encodes 488 amino acids. The record is from RefSeq and is a predicted model, not a curated record. Gene Ontology annotation, molecular function: transmembrane signaling receptor activity; extracellular ligand-gated monoatomic ion channel activity; neurotransmitter receptor activity. The transcript is spliced from 7 exons.
UUGACUGAACGUGUAUGCAAUAAUCUUAUUAUUAAUAAGUAUAUAGAUUAUGUAUACGGAUUUAAAUGGAAUUUAAUGGAGAGUAAUCGAUAGAAUUAUCCAGACUAAGAGGAUUUCCACUUGACAGCCAUUCAAAAAUAUUUGUUGAGAUUCAUUUGUUAAUUAUUUACUUAAUUAAACUGUUAUCGCUUUUCCUCAGCAUUUGAUUAAAAUGAAGACAGGAAUGAAAUCAUUAAUACCGUACUAUUUUUUAUGUUUGACAAACGUAUUUUGCGACGACGUUAACAUCACUGGAUUAAUGGACACAUUGUUUGAAAAUUACCACAAAGAUGUUCGACCGUUAUGUGAUAGUGGGUCUGCAGUAAAAGUGAAAGUUGGAAUGGCUCUUCGCCAAGUCAUCGAUCUCAAUGAACCACGUCAAAUUUUGGAAAUCAAUGCUUGGAUAAGAUUGCGUUGGCACGACUGUGAUUUGAAAUGGAAUGCGACUGAAUUUGGAGCAGACAAUAUAAUCAUUCCUGUAAACCGGAUAUGGGUACCUGAUAUAACAUUAUACGAUAAUGUUGGAGAUCAGUUAUCCGGUUUGAAGGAUUACAGACCAGUUGUAUCGAGUAAUGGUGACAUAUCCUACAACUUUCCAACCGUCAUUACAAGCAUGUGUCCUGUUGAUGUUACCUUCUUUCCUUUUGACACUCAAAAUUGCCUGCUGAAAUUUGGAUCAUGGGCUUAUCAUGGAUAUGAAGUAGAUAUCAUUAAUUUGUCAGAUACAGGUGACAUAAGUUCCUUUGUUCCAAGUGUAGAGUGGGCUGUUGUGGGCAUACCCGCCAUUCGACAUGUUACACUAUAUGGAUGUUGUCCAGAACCAUACCCGGAUGUGACAUUCUAUGUUGUUUUAGACCGAAAGCCACUGUUUUACAUGAUGAGUUUAAUAUUUCCUUGCAUGUUAAUAACAGCAGUUGCGUGUCUUGGAUUCAUGCUUCCACCGGAUUCCGGAGAGAAAGUAUCAUUAGAAAUAACUGUUCUCUUGUCAUUGGCUGUAUUUCUUCUUGUCGUGUCUGAGACAAUGCCUCCUUCAUCAGAAAAUUUCCCGUAUAUUGGAGUGUAUUUUGCUUGUUCCAUGCUGCUAGUAUCGUUUUCCUGCCUGAUGACAGUAAUUGUUCUCAGCAUGCAUUACAAAGGAAUACAUGGAAGAGAGAUGCCACAGAUUGUUAAGACUAUCUUCUUUGAUUAUAUUGCUAAAUUUGUGUGUAUGACAACAGUUCGCCGCCGUGCUAGAAGAUGUUCUAUUCACCCCGUUUCGCCGCUGUAUCAAACUGGACCUGUUUUCACCUAUAGUAACGACGCAUUUCUUCAAAACGGAAUACCUAAAUCAGAAACGAAUGGAAAGGUUGACCCAAAUGGACUAACCACUAUGGUUGAUGAAUUAAAUGCUGAAAAUGCACAAAGAAUGGACGAUAAUUACAAUGAAUCAGCUAACAGUGACAUUAUUAUAACACUACAAAAACAAUUACAAAUCAUUAAAAAUAUUGAAAAGAACUUACAAGAAAAGAAAAGAAUAGACAGCAUUAUUGAGGAAUGGCAACUUCUUGCUAUUGUUUUGGACAGAGUGUUUCUCUUAUUUUUCUUUUUGUUCAUGACUGUUUCAACAUUAGCAAUUAUACUGCGAUCUGCACAAGUAUAAUUAAAUGAAGUCUAAAAAGUCACAUUUUAAAUGUUAACUACAAAAACAAAUUUCAAUUAAGAAAUGAAAUGACCAUUUAAUGGCAUUAUAUGACAUCAUUAUUAUCCAAAUGAAUGUUUUAUUUAUGCGUUGUAUCAAUGAAUAUAAGUUAUUCAAUAUACAUGAUGUAGUAAAUAACAAAUAAUUAAUGCCUUUAUAACUGGUUUUGGUAAUGUCGUUGACAUAUUUCACCGCGCUAUUUGUAUUUAAUAUCAUUCUUCAGUACGCUCAGGGGAUUGGCGUGUCAUUGAUUUGUUUGUUCAAGAUGUUUAUUUCAAUUUGCAAUAUUUGUUGAUAUAAAGUUAAAUUUUUGGCCUGAACUAAAAUUUCACUAAACUCUCUUUGCAAAUUGUUUCUUUUUAGUUGUAUCUGCAGGUUUUCUUAUUGCUAAUUUUACAAAGGCAAGUAUAAUGUGUUAAUAGUUUGUCUAAUCAUCAAGAUUAUGAGAAGUAACGACUUUACUCAUAACUGUACUAGUACUCAAGUCAGCGUUAUGAAUUUGUUGAUCGUUUCAUUAACUCUGUACCUCAACUCACUAGAUAAUACAUGUCCACUGUCAAUCUGACAUUAUUACCGUUUUAUCAAGUUCCCGGCUUUAACACCUGCUAUUUCAUGUGUCUUUGAAAUCGUGCGAGGGGCGAUUCAUGCAACACAGGAAAUUUAACCCUGUUGAUGGUUUAUUUUAGGAAGGAAUGUAAAUUUCAACGAUUUUCAAGAAACGUUAGACAAAAUUAGUUCUAUUUCACGUUUUUAAAUGUCUAACUCCUUUGUACAGGCAUAUUUCUGGUUUUGUCCCUCUAAAAAUAAUGUCAAUUUAUAUGUAUGGGCAGCACGAUGUGAAUCUUCAGGAUAUAUUUUUAUUGAUAAUCAAAGUUGUUUUAAUGUACAUGAAUGUAUUUUAUUUUAUUAAAGUAAUAAUUUUGAACAUCCAAUGAGUAUUCAUUAAAUAUGUUUAAAUUUGUAAAGUAAAAUACAAAACCAGAAAGUUGGGUUUCAUUUAAUCGUCAUCCAAAUCAUUGACAGAAUUAAUUAGGUUUCAAUGUCAUUGAAACAUUUAUUGUUUAAUGUUAACUUUUACAUUGUUCAUGCGUAAGAAAAAAUGUUUAAUCAUAUUUACGACCAGAUUUGAAUAGAUGUGUAGAAAAUAAUGAAGAACAGAACAUGACUUCAAGGUAAUAUGCCAAAUAAACGAUUGAUAGAGAGUUUUGUAUCAUCCUUGACACUGGAGCGUUGAACCAAUUUGAUUCGGACAGUCACUUAAAAACAUUAAAAUUUCCCAUAAGUCUUUUUUUAUUAUUUGUAUUGUUUAUUGAUAUUUUAAUUCAGAUAAUCAAUAUCUACUGAGUUUAAAACUCAAUUUGAAGGUAUUUUAAUACGCAACUAAUACAAAACAGCCAAUGAUCACUUCCGCCGGGAAUCUGAUCCUUUAUUAUCACGACAUUAUGUUGUUGAUGGACAUUUGAAAUACUUCCAUUUGCCAGUCCUCGAAAACUGGUACUCACUUGCGCAACACUUCAUGUUCUCUAACAAGACAUAUAUACAAUAUAUUACACAUAAAAGCAUUACGAGAACACGUACCACAUCUUUGUUAAGGAUGUUGUUUACAGAAAUAGCAUUAUAUUUUAAAAGAUAUUUUUGUUUCCCUAUUAAUAAUAUUAAGUUAUAUGAUAGAGGCAGCAAGAUAUGAAUCAUAAGGAUCGCAGUUUUUUAUAUGUAUAAUACAUUUGAUUAAUGACGGAAAAAAGCUCAAUACUACUGAUGCACCGUAAUCAAAAUAAGGUCAGGUUAUUAUGAGAUUACUUGAUGUUCAUGUAGUUGACCGAAUGCUGACAAACAUUAUUUUUGAGCUUGAUCAUUUGAUAUUGUAACCGUAAUUGUUCAUAUAUACUUUUAAUUGUAAUAAGGGUAUGUAGGAUUUGAAUGCACAAAUCUAUACAUGUCGCAUUUCUUUCCUUUUUUUUCAUAUGUUUCCUCCAAAAAUGCAGAUGUAAUAAAAAAUUAUAAAUUUUUAAAUUCAAAAGCUCAGGUACUUUUCACAGCGAAUAAAAAGUAAAAGCUUUUUCUGGAAAUAUAACAAACAAGAUGCAUAUGGCUUUUUAAUCAAGAUUUUGUAUCCAUUCCUUAACAAAUUGUCUUUGUCUAUAUAGUUUAUAUUUUCAUUACUGGUAUUAAAUAAAAUAACCUUGUUUACUGA